Molecule: messenger RNA, 2033 nt
Organism: Cavia porcellus (domestic guinea pig)
Lineage: Eukaryota; Metazoa; Chordata; Mammalia; Rodentia; Caviidae
Gene: Fxyd6
Product: FXYD domain containing ion transport regulator 6
Exons: 8
Coding region: 414-701 (95 amino acids)
Biological process (GO): regulation of sodium ion transmembrane transporter activity
Cellular component (GO): membrane
Molecular function (GO): sodium channel regulator activity
Source: RefSeq, a predicted model, not a curated record
GGCUCCCUUCCCACCCUCACCGGAGGAGAAGCGCAGCGCAACAGCUGACUGCAAAUCCGCCCGGCGCCCGCGCGCCUCCGGGGCGGGCGGCGGCUCCUGUUGCUUCUCGGAGCUCCGCCGCCCUUUGGGACAAUCUCCCGCGCGCCAGCUCCCGCGCGUGGAGGGGAGGUGGCCGCGGGCGCGGGCGCGGGCGCGGGCGGAGGGCGCGCGCGGGGCGGCAGCCGGCAGCCGGAGGGCGGCGUGCGUGCCCGCGCCCAGCCUGCGCCCCCUGCGGCCCCGAUCCGCCGAGCGGGAGGCGGGAAGGCAGCGCAGGCCGCGCCCACCGCCCUGCCCCCAGCCGCCACUGCCGGCUGCUCGGGUCUCGGCGAGUCCUCCUGGGAUCGGCUCGGAGGGGACGGGCGCGUGCAGGCGUGAUGGAGGUGGUGCUGAUCUUUCUCUGCAGCCUGCUGGUCCCCACAGUCCUGGCCAGUGCGACUGAGCAGGAAAAAGAAACGGACCCUUUUUAUUAUGACUACCAGACCCUGAGGAUUGGGGGAUUGGUGUUUGCUGUGGUCCUCUUCUCUGUCGGGAUCCUCCUUAUUCUGAGUCGCAGGUGCAAGUGCAGUUUCAAUCAGAAGCCUCGAGCUCCUGGAGACGAGGAAGCCCAGGGGGAGAACCUCAUCACCGCAAACGCAGCGGAGCCCCAGAAAGCAGAGAACUGAAGUGCAGCCUCCAGUGAAGCCUCAAGAACCUGAGGGCAGCUGCUCUGACCUUUAGUUGCAGAUGUUGAUAAGAAAAUCGGCCACUUCAGCCGCAGGUCUUUCCCCAGGAGAAGCCAACAACUCACGUGUCCCCUGCACCCCUUCAUCCCUGCUAACCCCAGUUCUCCGCGCACAGAUGCAGCCCGCACAGGCCUUCCCCUCCCGCAGCCUGCACCUUCGUCACCGCCUGGGCCGUGUCCGCACGUGCGUGUGUGUCUGUGUGCGCGUGUAUUUGCUAACUGUGAUCUGUGUGGCUCUUUGUCUGUGGAUAGCGUUGCAUUUGUGAACUGUGCAUUUACUUUCCUGGGCAGGAACCCUGCCCAGUGGCCAUUGGCUCCUCCCCGCCUCUCUGGGGGCCUCCAUCGCUUCCCACUCCCCAGAGUCUGCUUUUUGCCUCAGAGAGCUGCCCCUAUCUUGAUUUAGGGUGGAGCAGGAAUCCCCACCUCUCUUGGAACUGGGAAGCUUUGCAUCACUUUCCUCAUGGCCUUUCAUGGAGCCUCUUGGGUCCUCUCUCGAAGACCCUACUCCUGUGUCCCAUCCUGACCCGAGCCUGUUGGGAAGACCUCAGCCACUGGGGGAACAGAGAAGGAGCUGGGGAGCCCAGUGUGGCUGUCAGGCAGGCUCUGCCCGACCACAUUUCUUUUUCUUCUUGGGGCUUCCCCCGUGGAGUCUCUACCUGCCCCUUUGUGGAGCACCCGGGAGGUCCAGGCCCAGGGCCUUUACUCUGCCCCUUGGGAAUGUGCCCCUUGCAUAUCUUCUUAGCAAUAACCCACGGGCUCUGGCAUGCUCCUGACCUCGCCCACCUUCCCGGUUCCCAAGAUGUCCAUCUGGAGCUCAGCUCACCUGGAUUGUCUCCCAUCUCUGGAGUUGGGUCCGCAGAAGUGGACGACUGAGGGAUUCCCAUUCUGUUGGGGUCAGCACGCAGGGACAGGCAGCUGGGAGAGAAGGAGGGGCCGUACUUGUCUGCCCAGGUCCUGUUGGCCAGGCGGCAGCAGCGCCUCGGGUGUCCUCCCUGCCUGUCUCUGUCGGUGGUCAGUGGUGAGCUAGGUGUGAGCAGCCAUUGUGCUGCUGGUCAGCGGCCAGCAGGCUUUCACGUGGCCCUGCUGCAGAUCAACAGCAAGAGUCGAAGGCCAUGAGAGAGUGGAAAGUCCAGCCAGGUCCCGCCCCACCUGUCCAUUGUGUUCCCGUGGAAACUAACCAAACCUUGCCGUGUGACCAGGACUGCUGCUGUCUGUCUUGUGACCUAUCCUCCUACUACAACAACAGAAAGAAAUAAAACAUCGUUGUUUCCUA